This is a messenger RNA of Penicillium subrubescens, 557 nucleotides long. Its product is annotated as coiled-coil-helix-coiled-coil-helix domain-containing protein. Bases 88 to 408 code for a protein of 106 amino acids. The record is from RefSeq and is a predicted model, not a curated record. NCBI's taxonomy places the organism in Eukaryota, Fungi, Ascomycota, Eurotiomycetes, Eurotiales, Aspergillaceae. Gene Ontology annotation, biological process: mitochondrial respiratory chain complex IV assembly. The transcript is spliced from 4 exons. Gene Ontology annotation, cellular component: mitochondrial intermembrane space.
CGUUGCAAUUGUCUGUGCUGCACAAUCCAGUGUUUGACGAAGGAGAUAACGAUACCUGUCAGAAGUGCUCUCAAGUCACUGCCCAAGAUGAGUUUCGGAGCCCCCGGAGGUGGAUCGGUCAAUUACAAGCCCACACCUCCUGAGCGUGGUAGCUUCCCUCUUGAUCAUGAAGGAGAGUGCAAACACAUUAUUUCCGGUUACUUGAAAUGCAUCAAGUCCAAUCGAGGCACCAAUGACGAGGCGUGCCGCAAGCUUGCUAAGGAAUAUCUCACCUGUCGAAUGGAUAAGAACCUUAUGGCCCCCGAUAACUUCCAGAAUUUGGGACUGGUAUUCAAAGAUGACCAACCAAAAGGCAAUGAUGCCACUACGAGUACAGCGCAGGCACAAAAUACAGAAAAGAAAGGCUGAUUGGAGGCAGACAGAGUUAGUGGAAGGGCUUUGUACGAUACCGAAGACAUCAGCCCACCGACAAUAAGUCGGGGGCCUCAUAUUGGCGUUCAACGAGGGCAUUGCACAUAAAAAAUUGUACUAUAUACCAAUUUCAUUCUCAUCAUUCA